AUGAGCUCACAAGCAAAGUUUUCAGAUGAUGAUAAUAAAUUAGACGAAUUACCCGCUCCAGAAAUUUCUAUCCCUGAUCCACGAACUUUAGACCCGACAGAAUUUCUUCCAAAACCAAAUAGUCGUAAGUCUUGUAAUGGUUUCAUGAUUUAUCGCAAGGUAUAUCAAAAACUAUUAAAUGCAAACUCUCAAAAGUUUAAAAUGACAUUAAUCUCUCGUUGGGCUUCAGCUUUAUGGUUAAAAGAAAACGAGAAACUUAAAGAUGACUAUCAACAAUUUGCAUCGAUGAUUGCAAGAUUUCAUUUAGAAGAUCAUCAAGCAAAAUUAGAUAAUUUGAGAAAUCAUCUUAAUACCGCAAGAUUAUUGGCCGCCCCUUAUAUCGUUAAUUCCUCCCAGAGCUGUUCUCCUCCAUCGACUCCUUCAACUCCUUCAACGUCCGACUCCAUUUCAUCACAAUAUUAUUACGUAAACCAGUCCUUUCCUUCAGCAAACUUACACGUAGAUAAUCAACAAUUCUAUAUACAAGAUCCGACUUUUUCAAAUCAUUUUCACGAUAAUCAACCUGUAAAUUCGUCUUUAUUGAGGCCAAUGGAUAAUUAUGUUAACAACAAUAUCGAAACUGUUGGAAACGAUUUAUUAUAUAACGAAACACCUUCUUAUGCACUCCAAACUUUAAUUUAUUCAACGGAACAACCUUUCGAUAACAGUGAAUUUUCCUUUGAUGAUUUUCGAUUUUAA
Molecule: messenger RNA, 738 nt
Organism: Funneliformis geosporum
Lineage: Eukaryota; Fungi; Glomeromycota; Glomeromycetes; Glomerales; Glomeraceae
Source: the annotation of a GenBank genome assembly